ACACGUCUUUGACCAAGGACGCACUCACCUCUUAGCAUAUACUCGUAUGUCAGAAAAUUUAUUUGUUGAAAAACAGUCAUUCUUAUUUUUUAUAAUUAGUUUUCAACUUUGAAAUCAAUUAAACUUUAAUUAUAAUUCGACCAAACUUCGUCUGUAAUGAAGCGAGUGUUGUUGUUUAUAUGUGUAGUAAUAUUACGAUGUGACAGUCAGUCGCCUAUAGCCAGCUCUACAGUCAAGGUAUACCCUUGCAAGAAUACGGAAGACAUCACAGCAUGGAUAAAGCCUGGCUUGCCUCUGGAGGAAUACACCGACUACAAUCUGGAUAUUAAAAAGAGCUUUCCGGCGAACAGCGUUGUCAAAUUUUCGUUCGAUGCUGAAGUUAACAUCACUUUCGGAGUUAAAUCGGAAAAUAACCAGUUCUCAAGAAUAACUUUGAGUGAUGGUGACAUCUUUACGCUACGGUUCUCAACUCAGCAAGAAGGCCUCGGUCUCGAAGUGAGGGGAAAGGUGCCAGGCCUCAACCCCAACGUGAAAGGCCUCACCAUCGACAACGUGGAACACUGCACAGAGCCCGAUGUGGGUUUCGUGGAUAAAUACGCUAAUACCGGAAAAACACCACAACAGGAGAAAUAUCAAUGGCGUGCAGAAAUCCAAAGAUCAGAAAAAGCUGAUGUCCUUCGUAACUGCGGUCGCCGCAUGGUGACCAGUGAGCGGAUAGAGGACGGGCCGGCACAGGCCGGAUACUGGCCGUGGUUCGCUGCCAUAUACGACAUUCAGACACGAACCAGUCUGCGAUACAACUGUGGAGGCACCCUCAUCUCGAAGUCUUUUGUCUUGACAGCUGGAUACUGUACUGUAAACAGAAAACCAAAGGAUGUAUUGGUAGUGAUCGGGAUAUACCACGCAGCCACUUUCGGACCGGAUGUACAACGGAGAAACGUUAAGGAGAUAAUAACUGCCAAAAAUUACAAGUCAGCUGACUACGACGACCAGCUCUCUUUGCUGAGGUUAGCGCAGGAUGUCCCGUUCAGCUCUAACAUACAGCCCGCGUGUCUGUGGCCCAACGCGGCCGCUGGCCCACUUGUGGGCAACGUUACUGGUGCUAUGGUAGGGUGGGGGUACGACGAUGACGACCAGCAACUGGAGAGUCUGCUGCAAGCCAACCUGCCGCUGGUGUCCGACCACGACUGCAUCCAGCGCGACCCCGUGCUGUACAAGCGGCGACUGAACGGACACACCUUCUGCGCGGGAUACCUCGGAGAUGGAGCAUCGACAUGCGAAGGUGAUGGCGGUAUCGCUUUCCUGGUGUUCACCCCCGACAAGGUACAGGAUAGUACAGGACAGGAUAGAAAGGUGACAGGCUCCUGGCAGGUGAAGGGCAUCCUGUCCCGCACCGUGCGACCCCCGGGAGAGCCGUGCACUCAGAGCUACACCCUGUUCACGGACGUGGAGAAGUACUGGGACUGGAUCCACAGAUACUUGGACAACUGAUUCUAUAAAAUAAUAGCAGUAAAGGACUCGUUUAAUCUUGGUCUGACAGAGUUAUGAUUAAUGUACUGAGGUGCCAGAGCAAUUUUAUUUGCAAAACCAAAAUUUUAAUAUUUUCUUAUGCUGUGCACAUCAAUUUUACAGAAAAAUUAUAUCAAAAUUAUAUUCAGCUAAAAAUGUGAACCCGUUACUACUAAGUACCAGGUACUAUUACUAAGGCUACCAGACCAAUGGUUUAUUAUUCACCUGAUAUAUCAAGUAACCAAAUCUGUUGUUGUACUGAUACCGGAUAACCACUCUUAUGGCGGUAGCCGCUUGGACUAUUAUAGGCAAAAUCUCGUGUUGAAAUUUACUUUAUUACUACACAUGGUAGAGUAAUUCAAGUUAUCAAAUUACAUUAAAAUUACUUUAGAUUAAUCUUAAAGAUCAUAUCAAAAAAAAUACAGGUAAUGUAAAAAAGUAAAAAACAAAAA
Messenger RNA from Bicyclus anynana (squinting bush brown), 1961 nucleotides. RefSeq names its product transmembrane protease serine 11A. NCBI's taxonomy places the organism in Eukaryota, Metazoa, Arthropoda, Insecta, Lepidoptera, Nymphalidae. Bases 157 to 1491 code for a protein of 444 amino acids. Gene Ontology annotation, molecular function: serine-type endopeptidase activity. The record is from RefSeq and is a predicted model, not a curated record. The transcript has 9 exons. Gene Ontology annotation, biological process: proteolysis.